Blepharisma stoltei is the source of this 864-nucleotide messenger RNA. Lineage: Eukaryota; Ciliophora; Heterotrichea; Heterotrichida; Blepharismidae. The record is from the annotation of a GenBank genome assembly.
AUGGAAAUAAAAAUCUCAAAAUUUUGUGAACAUAUUUACAGAAGAAAUGAUGAAUUUUUAUAUGUCCCAUUUCCGAGUAACCAGAAAGCUUCCACUUUGCUUACUUUAAGUAUAAAAUCUUAUGAAUUAGCUGAAAACUUCAUUCCAAACAUUUCUUUUCCUUAUUCUACUCUAGUAUUAAACCUCCCGAACUCAGAAUUUUUAUGCAUAUGGCAAGAAAACGGUAACUGAAAUAUAUAUUUAAUUGAUACAAAAGCAUUUACUAUUAAAAAAAAACUUCGUUCUCUGCAAGAAUUCCGUUGUUUAUUACCUGUGUAUAGCCAAAAAUUCGCCUACUUUCUUACCUCCUCUUCAAAAAAUUAUAAAAACAUGAUAAUUUGGCAAUUGGAUCUAGCUGAAAAUAGAUGAAGAAAGCUAAAUGAAUUUAUAGGAGAUUGGAUGGUAGAUUCCUUUGUAUUUUUCAAACAAUCAUUAUUAAUUUUCGGGCUAAAACGAGGUGCUAUUGAAAAAUAUGAUAUUAUUACUGACAGCUGAUCAGAAAUCCCUUUUAAUAUUUUAAAUAAAGGAAAAUUUUUUGCAUUUAAUGCGAGGUCAACUGUUAUUGCUUUUGAUAAAAGUGGAACUAUUUUGGAGAGUGCUGACAAUAAUGAAUAUAACUGAAAAAAAAUUGGGAGCAUUAGCAUUAAAAGCUUUAUUUUGAAGCCAAUAUCUCAAUCAUCUAGAAAAAAUUCAAUAUUUUUCGCAUAUAUAAAGCCUGAAAAUGAAGAUUGAGAAAGAAAGCCAUUUUAUUAUAGGUACAACUUUGCAAAUAAAACACUUGAAAAUGUAAAAAUAAAGGAGGAAUGUGGUUGCGACUUAUUUUAA